AUGUCUCAUGUUUAUUCUACUAAAACUGGAAGUAAUUUCACCUAUGUAUGCGACCGUUCAAGGUAUAAAGAUCUUGGAAUGGAAGUGUCAGACUUUGCCUUCUGUGAUUCAUCCCUCCCUUACUCUGUUAGAGUGAAGGAUUUGGUGGAUCAAAUGACACUUUCUGAGAAGGUAAACCAGCUAGGCAAUCUUGCUUAUGGUGUGCCAAGGCUAGGCCUGCCCAAGUACGAGUGGUGGUCUGAGGCUUUGCAUGGUGUCUCCAAUGUUGGCCCCGGUACAUUCUUUGACGAUGUCGUUCCUGGCUCAACAAGUUUCCCCACUGUCAUUAGCACAACAGCUUCAUUUAAUGAGUCAUUGUGGAAAAAGAUUGGUCAGGCUGUUUCAACGGAAGCUAGAGCCAUGUUCAAUCUAGGGCGGGCUGGACUGACAUAUUGGAGUCCGAACAUCAAUGUUGUGAGAGAUCCCAGAUGGGGAAGAGCCAUAGAAACACCAGGUGAAGAUCCUUUUGUUGUUGGCAGGUAUGCUGUGAACUAUGUUAGAGGUCUUCAAGAUGUCGAGGGACAUGAAAAUUAUACUGAUUUGAACUCUAGACCUCUCAAAGUCUCUUCAUGCUGUAAGCAUUAUGCUGCAUACGAUGUUGACUACUGGCUAGGUAUUGAUCGCACCAGUUUUGAUGCAAGGGUGCAUGAGCAAGAUAUGGUGGAAACGUUCCUCCGACCAUUCGAAAUGUGUGUUAAAGACGGUGAUGUUAGCAGUGUUAUGUGCUCUUAUAACCGUGUUAAUGGCAUACCAACUUGUGCUGAUCCUAAACUUUUGAAUCAAACCAUUAGAGGAGAAUGGGAUCUUCAUGGAUAUAUAGUGUCAGAUUGUGAUUCAAUUGAUGUAAUGGUGAAUAAGCACAAAUUUCUUGGUGACACAAAUGAGGAUGCUGUUGCCCAAACAUUAAAAGCAGGUUUGGAUUUGGACUGUGGCAUUUUCUACCCGAAUUUCACCGCAAAUGCCGUGAAACAAGGGAAGGUCAGGGAAGGAGAUAUUGAUAAGUCAUUAAAGUAUCUCUACACUGUGCUAAUGAGGCUAGGCUUCUUUGAUGGAAGCCCUAAUUCCAAAUAUAAAUCUCUUGGCAAGGAUGAUGUGUGCACUAAAGAGAACAUUGAGUUAGCCACAGAAGCAGCGAGGGAGGGAGUUGUUCUUUUGAAAAAUGAUAACGACACUCUUCCUUUGCACUCUGCUAAGAUAAAAAAUCUAGCCGUGGUUGGGCCACAUGCCAAUGCUACAUCAGCUAUGAUUGGAAAUUAUGCAGGCAUUCCAUGUCAGUUCACAUCUCCUAUUGAUGGCUUGAAAACAUAUGGAAAGGUCAACUACAAAAUGGGAUGUGGUGAUGUUAUUUGCAGGAAUGAAACCUUCGUAUUCCCGGCCGUGCAAGCUGCAAAGUAUGCUGAUGCUACCAUAAUACUGGCUGGCUUAGAUUUGUCUGUGGAGGCAGAGAGCUUGGAUAGGGAGAAUCUCACACUUCCUGGUUACCAAACUCAACUUAUCAAUCAGGUUGCCCAAGUUGCAAAGGGUCCAGUUAUUCUUGUUAUAUUGUCAGCAGGUGGUGUUGAUAUCAGCUUUGCUAAGGACAAUACAAAUAUCAAAUCCAUCUUGUGGGCUGGUUAUCCUGGAGAGGAAGGUGGUCAAGCCAUUGCCGAUGUUGUCUUUGGGAAUUACAACCCUGGAGGAAGAUUACCUCUUACAUGGUUUGAAAAUGACUAUGUGAAUAUGCUGCCAAUGACAUCGAUGCCUUUGAGGCCCAUUGACAGCUUAGGCUAUCCAGGCCGAACAUAUAAAUUCUAUAAUGGCUCUACAGUGUAUCCAUUUGGAUAUGGCCUCAGUUACACCCAAUUCAAUUACAAGUUAACAUCCACACAAAGGUCAAUCCGCAUAAAUUUGAAUAAGUUCCAACAUUGCCGCUCCAUAGAUUACACAGACAGUGCCCGCAAGCCCCCAUGUCCUGGAGUCCUGAUCAACGACUUGACAUGUGAUGAUCAAUUUUCAUUUGAAGUUGAAGUUCAAAAUCUAGGAGAAAGAGAUGGCAGCGAGGUAGUCAUAGUUUACUCAACGCCCCCGGAGGGAAUUGCCGCAAGUUAUAACAAGCAAGUGAUUGGUUUUCAGAGGAUUUUUGUGGCAAAAGGAGGCAGUGAGAAGGUUAAAUUUGAUCUCAACGUUUGCAAGAGCUUAGGAAUUGUUGACUAUGCUGCUAACAGUCUGUUACCAUCUGGUGGACACACCAUUACAAUUGGCGACAGUGGAAUUUCAUUCCCUGUUCAUGUCUAUUUAGAACAUUAG
Molecule: messenger RNA, 2325 nt
Organism: Pistacia vera
Lineage: Eukaryota; Viridiplantae; Streptophyta; Magnoliopsida; Sapindales; Anacardiaceae
Product: beta-xylosidase/alpha-L-arabinofuranosidase 1-like
Exons: 7
Coding region: 1-2325 (774 amino acids)
Biological process (GO): xylan catabolic process; arabinan catabolic process
Cellular component (GO): plant-type cell wall
Molecular function (GO): alpha-L-arabinofuranosidase activity; xylan 1,4-beta-xylosidase activity
Source: RefSeq, a predicted model, not a curated record